Messenger RNA from Lactuca sativa (garden lettuce), 4363 nucleotides. The record is from RefSeq and is a predicted model, not a curated record. NCBI's taxonomy places the organism in Eukaryota, Viridiplantae, Streptophyta, Magnoliopsida, Asterales, Asteraceae.
CCCUGUAACCCCUCUUCUCGUGCCUUCCAUAUCUCACGACUUUUCUUACUCCCGCGAACAAAAAAUUCAGUUUCGUUCGUUGCCGCUCUAUUCGUUGUCGUUCAUGAGGAAUAUGCAAAAAAGGAGAUGAAGAUUGUAAUAGAGAACAAGAAAAAACCCUAAUUUUGAAAGUUGAUCUUCACGGUUAGUUUGCUUCUUUGCUAUUUUGCAAAUUUGAUCCCAGAUCUACACGUGUACAUUUAUAAUACACAUAUAUGGAUGCAUGAAAAGUUUAUUGGGGGAUUCAUGUUGUGACUCACUAUGUUACGGUAUAUCUUCUGAUUCAAAGUUGUUGGAACCUAUUUUACUUGUAAGAGGUCGGUGAGAAUCGGAUUUUGAGCGAUUGAUUGUGCCAUUUAAUAUCGGAUUCCGAGAAGUUGUUGAUCGACGAAAUUGUGUUGAUGAGAAGUUGGUUCUGUGUAGGCUCGUUAUGCUUAGAUGAGUGUGUUGGAUUGUUGUAUAAUUGGUAUUAGAGAUUGAAUUGUAAUCCAGUUGUUUGAUAGAGUAUCAGUGAGGGUUUUAAUUUCUAAUUCAGGAAUUAGGGUUUCUGUUGUGUUUACUUGGUUUGCGUAGUUAUUUAUUUGAACUUAGAAUGCUGUUAUGCAUUUUGAAUUUUUUUGAUACGUGAUAGUUUCUGAACUUGUAGAGGGGAACAUUUAGGAUGGGAGAAGGGGAGGUUUGUGUGGCUGUGUUGAGCAAUGUUGGGGAAAUGGAAAACGAGAAAAUUCAGCAAAAGCGUGACCAUCAGUGGCUAACAGUUGGUUCUGAUAUGGAGCCCUUGCCCAAAAAACAGGCCAUAGAGGGUUCAGUGGAUGAUGAAGUAGAUUCUUGUGCUAUUACUCAUUCAGAAGUGGCCCUGGUUUCUAUUGAACAAGAGCCAUGUCCUAAAACACCUCCCACAGAGGGUUUAGAUAAUAUUAAAAAACCAGAGCCUUCUGUUGAACAGGAUAGUAAAGAAUGUUCAAAUGGUUUGGAGCUAGUGCAACCAACAGAAGCUCUAAACGAUAAUAUGCCAGAUGCUUCCAGUGAGGAGCCUGUCCAAGAAUGUCUGAAGGUGACAGAACAACAGAAUUGUGAAAGUAAGCAAGCAACUGAGAGUUUAAAUAAUAAUAAUAAUGAUGUAAAUCCUUCUGCUGUACAGCCUGUUACAGAAGGUUUAGAUGACAUGGAACUAGAUCCUUGUGGUGAGAAUGAGAAACACACUUUAGAGGUUUCACAUGACAUGGAAAUAGAGCCUAUUGUUGAGCAGCCUGUCAAGGAGUGUCUGAAUGAGAUGGCAAUAGAACCAGUUGUUGAGCAGCCUGUCAAAGAGUGUCUGAAUGAGGUGAAACUAGAGCCUAUUGUUGAACAGCCUGUCAAGGAGUGUCUGAAUGAGGUGAAACUAGAGUCUAAUGUUGAACAGCCUGUCAAGGAAUGUCUGAAUGAGGUGAAAGUAGAGGCUAUUAUUGAACAACCUGUCAAGGAGUGUUUGAAUGAGAUCCAACCUGUCAAAGAAUGUCCAAGUGAGAUGGAAACAGAGGUUUGUGGCAAGAUGAAGACAACUGAGGCUUUGAAUGAGAGUGAACCAGAAUCUUCUGUUCAAAAACCUAUCAAAGAUUCACUGCUUGAGAUGAAAAUAGAGGUUUCUAGAAGUAAACAGACAACACAAAGCUUAACUGAUAAUGAAAUAAAGCCUCCUGUUAGGAACCAUAUAACCCAAGCUGUAAACGAUACUGGAAUAGAGCCUUCUGUUAUAAAGCAGACAACAGAGGCCUUAAAUGAUACUGAACUAGUAAUAGAUCCUUGCACCAAGAAGGAGGUGAAGGAGGCUUCAAAUGAUGAUAUUUGCUCUGAAGUUUCAAACCCCAAUGUAUCACCUCGUGACAAUUCUUCAAGUUUUCAGACUGUUAAUAGUCAACCAGAUGGAAAACAAGUCAUAAAAGAUCAAACUGUUUGUGGUGAGAUUACAUCAUCUAGCAGUGAGGGGAGCUCAAGCCAAGAUGAACAUGGUACUACAAAUGAUACAUCACAUGUUGUACUUGAGGUUCCAAAGCAUGCAAGUACUUCUUCUGGUAUUAGGAAAAUUACUUUCAAAUUCAGUAAACGAAAGGAAGAGUAUGAUAGUCAACUGUCUGCUUCUACUGCAAAGUCAACAGGCAAUUCUUUCACAAACGGGACCCGUAAGGCACCUAGGUUGCAUGAAACUGGGGACUCUCUUUUAUAUCCUAAUACUCUUGAAGCAACGACUGAAAAGGUUGCUCCUCCUGAAAGUUAUCCUACAACUGUUAAAAGACUCUUAUCAACUGGGAUUCUCGAGGGAGCAAAAGUGAAAUAUAUUUCUGCUUCAAUUCUUCGUGCUCAUGAGUUUGAGGAACAUGCUGGUGGAAAAACUAGGCACCCUAAUAAUCACAUAUAUCUGGAGAAUGGGAAACCUGUAUACAGUAUAAUUCAGGCAAUGAAGAAUUCUCCUCCCAACACAGUAGAUGAAGCAAUAAGAAACGUAGCUGGUUCAUCUGUUAAUGAGGAAUUCCUUCAGGUUUGGAAAGGGGGUCUUCAAGGAAACAUGGACAGGGGUAAAUCAGACAACAAUCAUCAUAUGAAGCUUAUGAACCUGUAUCAUUCUACAACAAGCUGCACCAAUCACACAAGAGAAGAUGGUUCUAUCCCGUAUUAUUCUUAUCGUAAGAGCUCAGCUUUGGAACCUCAAACAUUUGUUAGUGACACCACAAAAGAGCGGAAAACCCAAUUCAAAAAGCCAAGGUCAUACACAUCUAGUACUGCUGUUGAAACAAAACGGAAUGCUGAAGGUGGCCAUAAGAAAAGGGAUAACGAUUUACACCGCUUACUAUUUAUGCCAAAUGGACUUCCAGAUGGAACUGAAUUGGCUUAUUAUGCCAGAGGAAAGAAAAUACUUGAGGGUUACAAGCAAGGAACCGGUAUAGUUUGUAGCCAUUGUGACACUGAGAUCAGUCCUUCACAAUUUGAAGCUCAUGCUGGUUGGGCUGCCAAACGUCAACCGUAUCGGCAUAUUUAUAUCCCUAAUGGGCUAACACUCCAUGAUAUAGCUCUGUUGCUUGCAAAUGGUCAAAGUAUCACAACCAGCAACAGUGAUGACAUGUGUGCAGUAUGUGGAGACAGAGGAGAGCUGAUGAUUUGUGAUGGAUGCCCUCGUGCUUUCCAUGCAGUUUGUUUGGGAGUAGUAGAUGGUGUUUCAUCUGAAGACUGGCAUUGCCCAUAUUGUAGAGACAGUAUUGGGUCUGGUUCUGGUAGAAAAGCAUCUGCUACAGAGUCAAGGCCCAUUGUGAUCAGACUCACACGUGUUGUUAAAGCCCGAGAAUAUGAAACUGGUGGUUGUGUUAUUUGUAGGGCCCAUGAUUUCAGUGUCGCAGAGUUUGAUGAUCGAACAGUAAUGCUAUGUGAUCAGUGUGAGAAAGAGUAUCAUGUUGGUUGUUUAAGAGAGAGUGGGAGAUGUGAUCUGAAGGCGCUCCCAUCGGAUAAAUGGUUUUGUUGUGAUCACUGUGAUAUGAUUCAUGGUGCUAUUCAAGAUGUGGUUGUGAAUGGCGCAACUGUAAUUUCGGCUCCAGUUUUGAGUAUAAUAAACAGGAAACAUCAACAUGUAGACAAAGGAGGAGUCACCAAUGAGAUUAGAUGGCGGAUGUUAAGUGGGAAAAGCCGCUAUCCUGAACAUUUGCCCCUCCUCUCAAGGGCUGCUGCCAUUUUCCGGGAGUGUUUUGAUCCCAUUGUAGCAACAUCUGGCCGUGAUCUAAUCCCUGUAAUGGUAUACGGGAGAAAUAUAUCUGGACAGGAGUUUGGUGGGAUAUAUUGUGUUGUUCUGAUGGCAGGGUCAGUAGUUGUAUCUGCAGGGCUUCUGAGAAUUUUCGGGCGGGAGGUGGCUGAGCUACCCCUGGUGGCUACCAGUAGACAACACCAAGGGAAGGGAUAUUUUCAAGCUCUGUUCUUUUGUAUUGAGGAGUUACUGUUGUCAUUGGGUGUUGAACUCCUUGUGCUUCCUGCUGCUGAAGAAGCCGAGUCAAUCUGGACUAAAAAAUUGGGUUUCAGAAAGAUGAGUGACGAUCGGUAUACACAGUACUCGAGGGACAUCCAGCUCACCAUAUUCAAAGGGACAUCAAUGCUGGAGAAGGAAUUGCAUCGUGCUACAUCUACAUCCUGAUACUACUACACUACCCAUCUCUUUGUUUAUUAUAUUAAGUUUUAAGUUUUUUUUAACUGAACAAAACAUAUACAAACUUUUCUUUUUAGUUUUUUUAUAUAUAGGCGGUUUGAAUUCUGACUACUUUUUUUUUUCUUAUGAAGCGUGAACUAAGCUUUGUUGUUUUUUCUUUCA